GGAAAAUUAUAUUCUAAAACAGUAAAAAAAUUUUUUCUUAAUUAUGGAUAUUUGGAGAAAGAUAUUUAUUUCUCUCCUUUUCGUUGCUUUAAUUUCAUUGAAUUUAGCGAAAAAUUUAUAUGAAAAUUACGAACUAUCUGCUAAUAAAAUACGUUGCAAUGAUGAGGGAAAUAUAAAAUUUCUCGAAAAUUUGAAAAAUGUUGAAAAAUUUAAAUCACCUGUUGAAAAAGUACUGAUAGUAUUAACAGAUACAGAAAAUAUUUAUCCACCAUUAAAAAAUGAACUUUCUAUGAAGAAUGCAAUUUUCCUUCCUUUGCAUGAGACAUUUAAAACUAAUAUUACGGACAUUUAUAAGAAUGUUUUAUUUCUAGAAUCAGCUGUAUAUGUAAAAUUCAUUAUUCACUCUGAUAAUAUUGAAAAAGCUACUAAAAUUUUCCAAGAAUUUGUCAGUAUUUUUAAGGAUAUUUCAGAUAUUUACAAUAGCGUUGGUAUUGCAUUGACACUAAAUACUGAUGUACAAAAAGUAAAUAUUGUCGCAAAAUUAAACAACGCUGUUGAAAAACUAAACAGACCGGAGCUUAUCGAAUUUGUUGGUCGUUACUUAAAUGAGAAUGGACCACCAAUUGCUAUUUUUAAUAAACAAUCAUCAAAUAAUCUAAACGUUGCUACCUUUAUUCAAAAUAUUUUUUAUUCCAGCAGAAAUGAGGAUUCUAGUAAUUUUCAAUUUAAUCUUGAUAUGCAUUUUCAAAUAAUAAUAAAUUGCGCUACAGAUUAUGUAAAAAAUAAAGUAAUCAUUGAUGUAAAAAAUUUUGCGGAGAAACGAUUGAAAAUCUAUUUUGAUACUCUUACUGAAAAUGGAAACAAUAAUACUGACGAAGCGUCGACGAAUAUAGCGAAAAGUUACAAUUAUCUAUUACGAUUUGCACAAUUAAUGAGUAGUGCCAAAACUCCAAGAAGUUUUCUCCAAAAUAUGGAAAAUACAUUUGAAUAUACAAUAUUCGAAGAAACUUUUAAAGAGACAUAUUUUUUGCCACAAAACAUUGAUGUUAUUCAAUUUCUCUAUAUGACAUCAGAUACAUUUAAUUCUGCUCUAGAAGAAUGGACAAAACCUUUAAAGAAUUUUAAAUUAGAAAAUCCGGAAAAAUUGGUGAAAUGGUAUCAAAAAGAAGAGGGAGGGUAUUUUUAUUCGAGAAAUUUUGAAACAAAUUGUAUAGUGAUACGGGAAGGGAGAAAAUUGCAAGUGAGAGGUAAAAUUAUCAGACUGAGUGAAAUUGACACUGAACAAUGUGGAAGAAAAACGAGAUUUAUAGAAAUAUUUGCAGUGGAAAAGGUUAUUGUAAACGAUAAUUUAGAUUUGAGUGGUAAGGAGAUACAAGUGGCAAUUAUUGCUCCAAUUUGGGAGGUGAUUGGGAGAACGGUAAUUAAAUUAAAUGGAAAAAAUGGUGAUAAUUUGAAAGAGGAUUAUGCAAGGAAUGGAAAUACAACUGGUAAUAAGAAUGGAGCCGAUGGAAGGGCUGGAUUACCAGGAGGACCUGCUGGAAGUUUUUAUGGAAUUGCAAAUAAAAUAAUCAAUGGACAUCAAUUAAAUAUAUUUGCAUUUGGAGGAGCAGGUGGAAAGGGUCAAGAUGGUGGUCAUGGAGCAAUGGGUAAAAAUGGAGAUACUUUACAAAAGGGAAAAUUUGACUGUACUAGCCGUACUGCAGAAGGGUUUAAAAUUGAACGCCUAAAAGAGUCAAUUGUGACUUAUGCUUUAACUGUUCAAAUUCACACUUAUGAACAGUAUCUUGUUUAUGGACAGAAAGGACAAAGCGGAGGUAGAGGUGGAAAUGGUGGUGCAUAUGGAUUAGGAGGUAAUGGAGGAAGUGUUAUUCUGUUCGAUUUAUCAAAGGAAGAUGGCGAAAGUUAUGUAAGAAUUAAUAAUGGUAAUGGCAAAAAUGGUGCUAAAGGACUUGGUGGAUAUGCUGGACUUGGAGGCAAAAAUGGAGAUAAAAAGAGAGCAAUAUGUGCUAUAUCUAUAUUGGGAAAUUCAAUGUACCAUUUUCUUGAUGAAUCAAAAGAUAAUAAUCGCGGUAAUUCUGGUAAAAACGGAGUUAAUGGAAUUAGUUUGAAAAUGCGUCAAGUGCCAAAAAUUGCUCCUAUUGUUCAAAGUAUUUCCCAAACAAUAAACGAAUAUAAAUUAUAUGUCAGGCCUGAAUUGACUAAAAACAAUGGCAGUAGUGAAUUACCUUCUUUCUACGAUUCACUGAAUAGUCGACAAGAAAUAACAAAUCUCUAUGACACCAAGAGUUUAGUUGACGAAUUUACUGGAUUGGAGCUUCAACGUUUUGGCUUACAAGAGCGUUAUCAUCUCAUUCCGUUAUAUAGAAAUUUGCAACAACGGAUUCAUAAUUAUUCAAUAAAGGCUAAUUAUGAAGUUGAGAAUAACAGAUUGUUUAAGGAUAUUAUCAUUGGAAUUGAGGAUCGAAUUAACGAUACACUUAGGAUUUUAAACAAAAAGGCAGGAUAUUCUGUAAUGACAAAACUACACAAAGGACUCAACUAUUUGUUAAAUGAAGUUAAAGAAUUGGAAAAACAGAAAAAAAUGGACUCUGACAUUGAAUCACUUAAUACUACUUUAAGUUCCUUGGACGAUCUAACUGAGGAAGCAAAAUUUUUAAUUGGAGAUGAUUUGAAAAACGCAAUGACAGACUUGGAAAAUACAUUAGAUGGGGAAAUAAAUUCUCUUCUUGAAGAGAUUUCAGAAUUACAGAAAGCAUCAAAAGAAAACGAAAAAGAACUAAUUGAAAAUCGACAGAAUCUACAAAAGAUAAUGGUAUUAAAAGGUUUAUUUGGAUUAAUGAAAAUUGGAUGUGUACUACUGGGAGCUGUUAAUCCGGCACUUGGUUUGGUAUCAACUGCAGCUAUUUCUUCUUUGUCGGUUCUAGAAUCGCAACUUACUCAAACUAAUUUCUCAGCACAGGUUGCAGAAGUACCUAAAGCGGUCAAAUUACUUUCAUUAGCCACCGAAACUUUUUUGAAAAAAGACGAACCAAAUGAAGAAGAACUCCUAGAAUUAAACAUUUCACAGAUGAUGAAAAAUGUGUCGAAUUCUGGAAAGAAUGUCAUUAAUGGCAUGCGAAAUAGAAUAAAAAAUAUAUUUAAAAAAUCUGAUUCAGAACCACGGUUAAUAAGUUACAAAUCUUACGAUCGACAGGGAAUUUACAUAGCGGAAGAAAAUGUUAUAUUGAAUAAUUUGGAUCAAGCUACAAAGGAAAAUGACAUGACAAAAGUUAAUGACUGUAAAAUUAGUUUAAAUGUUUUAAAAUAUUUAAAAGUAAAUGCAGAAGUAUUACAAACUACGUCUGACACUGUUUCAAGCAUUAUGAAAGAUGUCGAUAAAGUUGCAGAAAUUGACAAAGCUUUAAAAGAAUCUAGUGAAAAUUUAAAAAAAUUGUACAUAAUCGAAGAAAAAAUUUACGCUGAUACUGAACCAAUGUUAAAAAAAGUGACAGACUUUGUAGAUCAAGCAUAUAAUAACAUAAACGAAAUAAAUGAAAAUCAAAUUAUCAUUGCCGAAUGGAAUGUUGCUAAUACUAUCGAAAAUGUACAACGCACCUUAAAUAAAACAUUCGAUGGUUUUCAAGUUCCCGAAGAAAUGAAUUGGACUCUUCAAAAAAUUCUAGUCACCUUUCAAAAAGUAUGCCAAAUGCAUAACAAUAUUUUGUCUUACCAAAGAAGAAAAUCUGAAAUAAAAUAUACGGCUAUGCUGCAAUUAUCCAAGUACAGUAAAAUAUUAGCCAAAGAUCAUCACUUGACGGGAGCAUUAAUAAAACUAGAAACGGCCAUUUGGUACAACAAAAUAAAUGAAAUUUAUAAAAAUUGGAGAUUUGCCUUUAAGCAAUUUUCUUUUCCAAAUGGUGGCGAUAUUUUAAAGACAAUAGGAUGGAAAAACUCAAUACAAAAUGAUAUUCACAGUGAGAUAGACGCUAUAAUAAGUAAUGUCGCAAAGUUUAAGUCUUUCUUUAAUGAGGAUAAAGAUUUUAACGAAAUUCUACAACACAGAGCACAAAGACCCUAUAGAGGUAGUUGUAGUUCAUAUCAAAGGUCAUUUUUUGUUUGGAGUAGAGAAAAUAGUUUAUCGGCAAUUAAUAACAUUCUAAAUGGUAAAGAAGAAACAAUAGUUGCACAUUCACCAACGAGCAGUGUCAAUGCUUUGAAAUUCAAUAAAAUUGGAAUACUUUUUACUUCAACGAAUCCUGAAAUACAAAGAAAAUUGUUUGAGAUAUUGAAAACUGUUCGAGUGAAUUUAACACAUCAUGGUGAUUCUCAUUAUCGAUUUAAUAACAAGACCUUUGAAAUUAAAACAAAUCAAACUGUUAUGACUUUUAACUAUCCAGAGACAUGUGGUGAAAUUUCGAGUUAUCCAUCCCUAAUGUAUGAGAAAAUUGCAAAUGGUGAUUAUAUGUUAAGUCCCUUUGCCACGUGGACAAUAAAAUUGUAUGUUGAUAAAAAUAAGAUUUUUCCAAAAUUAGAAGAAUUUUUGGGGCAAGUGGAUUUAGAAUUAAUUGGAGAAGGUUUAGUCUUUGAAAACAAUGAAUGUAACAAAGAAUGUGAAGCUACUAUGAGAGAUAAUUAUAAAUAUGCGUACGAUAUCUAUUAUUAAAUAUGCUAAAUAUUUUAAAAAUAUUUCUUAAUAAAUAAAUUGUAUAAAAAAGUUUUUAAAAUAUGUUGAGGUUCGCUUAGAAUAUGGAAUAAUAUUGUUAUGUUUAUGACAAUUUGUACAUUAUAAUAAUUAUGAAAUCUACCUUAUUAUAUAUAUAUAUAUAUAUAUAUAUAUACAUAAGUGUCAGCAGUAUCUCCAGUUACAAAAAAUCAUUCAUAAGUGCUAUAUAUAUAUAAAUAUAUAAAUAUAUAAAUACAAGUGUUCAGCAAAUAAAAAAAAGUCAAAUAAGUUAGUGAGAUACAGAAAAUACGGUCCAGAGUUCCAGUGAAAAUUCUGUCAUAAAUUUUUACGAGCGACCUUUAACAUCUGACAUAGAAGAUCUUAUCUUACGUUGAGGGGUCCAGCUGUCGAAACCCAAAUCUUAUAGGAAGGAAUAUUUGAUAAUUGUUUCUCAACCAUUAAAUAAUUAAAAGCAUUAUAUUUUCUUUUAAAUAAACUUUUAUAUUUUGUUUAUUAAUAAAUAAUUUUAUUAAAUAAAUAA
This is a messenger RNA of Leptopilina boulardi, 5183 nucleotides long. RefSeq lists its product as uncharacterized. Lineage: Eukaryota; Metazoa; Arthropoda; Insecta; Hymenoptera; Figitidae. The transcript has 3 exons. Bases 44 to 4642 code for a protein of 1532 amino acids. The record is from RefSeq and is a predicted model, not a curated record.